AUUGGUGACCAGAUGGGUGCUAUUGAAGUUAUAUUACACUAAAAGCAGCUUUAAACUCAGGACAUAAAUAUUGCUGGUGCUAUGUGGAAUACUUAUAGGACUUACAGUAAGUGUAAGUAGCUGGUGUAUUGCCCAAAAUAAUUUUUCUUUUUAGAUUUGGCAGUAGAUGUGCUGUCUUUCUGAGACUCCUGUCUAUGUAAGUGCAAGGUGUACAAGAUUGAUGCAACUUUUGAUAAAUAAUGUCUGAAUUUUUAAAGGAGCUGAAAGUGUGCUAUUGUCUGUCUCUUUGAGAGUGACUGAUUAUAUGAGGUGUACAGUGAGACAUCUUAAAACAGACCAACAAAAAAAAAUAGAAGGAUCUAAAUCUCAGCUAUCAAAUAUGUAAACCAUAAUAACAUCUGAGAUCUCUAUAUUGUAUACACUUUUUUUUCAAGACCUCUUUUUUUUAACCUAUCAGAAAGAGUCCUGUUCAGCUGAGUAAAUAUGUGAGGAAUUACUCUUUCAUAUAUUGGAGUGUCUGAAUAACUUUCAUAGAACUUUUCUCCCAGGUAUUUGUCAUGUACUAGCCAGGUGUCACCAAAUAUUACACUCAGACUGAAGUCGGAAAACUUACCUUGCACAGCUGUUAUGCUUGAGUGAAAACAAGUCUUGAAUCAAGAAAACCCAAAGAACUCUGGGGUGUCUUUGCAUUUUUGGUUUUAUUUGUUUCAGAUGUUGCCCUUGAGUCCUGGCAGAAAAGUUGAUCCUGACAGCCCUAAAGCUCCUAACUGACUUGUUUUAUCUUGUAAUUUUUAGGAUCUUGCAUUAAUUAGUGUUUCUCUGGAUCUCAUUUUUCCAGUAUUGGGUGCUGAUAUGUCUUUGUUUCUUGGGAACGCUUUGCUUUCUGUAGUUUAAAGAUAUAUUUUACAAUAUGUGUACUUUUCUUAAGGCUUCCAAUUUAACAGCUAGAUUAAUUAGGAAGUCUAAAUGGUGUCAUACAGAUGCAUUACCACCCUACUUUUGCUGGCCCAGUGAUGGCACUAUGGGUUUUCUUCCCUGCCUGCUAACCCAACUAUUUGUAACUGCUAUACAGAAGCAUGCUUGAUGAAGUAUAUGCUUCUCCCUAUUACUAAGUUAUAUUAAUAAUUUCCUUUGUGAGGAUUUUUGCUAAAUUGUGCUGAAAAUUAGGUUAGGAAAUUUAAUAACUCCUUAAAGCAUAGAUAUUCAUAGAGUUGUGAAUAAAAUAGGAAAAGAGCUAAAUUAUCAUGAACUGUGCUUGUGUGAUGGUUUAGAGGGGGUUGCAUUCAGCGUAGGCCUCCUGUAGAAAAAGGCUCUCUUCUACCUUCUGAAGAUCAGAAGAACUACAGGAGAGGCCUGGUACCAAAUUAAUUUCUUAUUAAUCUUGCCCUUGCAGGCUUAAGCAACGGGUGCUAAGACUGUGCAUCAGUCUUCUCAUCUGUGUGUGUGUGUGUGUGUAAGCCUUGCUGCAGGCAUCAGAGGGCUUGAGAGGUUAAUCCAGCCAUUGGGAAAGGCACAGGAGGGAUCCCAAUAAUGGAUCUUCACAGAAAUUUGAAGGACUCCAGUAUGCCAGGUCAUUCUUUAGCACUUUAGACAACAAAGGAACGACUAAUUCCAGAUGGUCUAGGCAGCCAAGAAGUUUGGCAAUAAAGUUUUGUUUAAGAAGGUCUAGAGGGGUCAUAAUCUAUUUUUUUUAAGUUCUAAACUUGAAAAAGCAAUUAAUUGACUUCAACUCAGUUGUCUUACAGGUGCUGGUAGUGUUAAAGCUAGCAGCCUGGCCAAAUUGCAGUCAAGCAGCUAAGUAACUACCUCCUGAAAGCAACCGUGAAACAUUACUGACCGUAUAGACUGUCUGAAGGACGCGUACGUAGGGUUGUGUUGUUCCUGCACACUCUCAGUAGAAGGUGGUAAAGGUGUGCAUGGGGCUUCAUGGCAGUACACAGCAGUUCUUUUUGUGGUGGCUGGGUGCUGAGCUGAGAAAUGGCAGUCAGCAGAGCAAAGCAAAGCAGCACUAAAUGGCUUUUAUCUAAACAAAGCGUUGCCAGCGGCUACAGUUCAUUGACUAAUGAGAAAUGAAGAAAAGGGCAGCGUAAGUGAGUGUUGCUCUGUGAAAGCUACUCUUAAAGUCACCAUAACUUUUAACAGAACUAUUGUCAGCAGAGGUUUUACUCUUUUGGGGAGAGAGGAGACUUUCUGACCUUCUCUAAAGACUUAAAAAAAUCGAGCUACUUCAGCUGUUUCAUAGCACUUGCUAUUAAAUUUCAGGAGAUGAGCACUUUGCAUGCACUGUACCACCUGUAGAGUGUCCAGGCUUCACUGUUUUAAAGGCCUGGGUUUCUUGUUAUGGCUUUAUGGAAUUCAUGACAAUGCUGAGAAUAUGGCAAAAAAAGUGACGGUCAGCUGUGUCAGAUAAAGUGCUUUGCUUGAAUCGACUUUUGCUUCCUGAGCCCCAACACAUAGGGAAUACAUAGAAUUUAAAAUACUUAAAAUGAGGAUUUCUUUACACAGCCCCUCCUCACCCGUCAGUCAGUGUGUAGGUGCUUAUCGAAGUCUAUAGGUGGUGCUAAAGCAGUAACAAACUCACUGGUGCCUCAGGUAUUUUGCAAUGUCCUAGUCUGACUUUUUUUGCAAGUUGUAGAGGCGGUGUGAAGAGAGGGAGGGAUUUUUCACUAUAGUCAUGAUGAGGUGACGUGUGCCGAGGUAAGCAAGAUAAAUGGUUGAACAAAGUGCACCUGCAAGUGGAUGUUGCUGAUUCUCACCAGAGAGCAGGCUGGGGAGAGCACCCUUGCAGAAGCCUUGAUCUCUGGGAGUUCUGAAAGCUGGAAAAAACACAAAUCCUGAGAUUUUCACCAUGAAGAGCUCCAGAAAUGUCUUCUAUAUUCUCUUCUUUCAUACUGGUAAGUGUCCUUCAGAACCUUUUGCUGUGCCCUGGUGUCUUUGGGGUUGACUUCUAUGUGAUGUGAGAGAGCAGGGGGAAACUACCACUAUUUCAGAACCAGUCUCAUGUGGCCAGAAAAAGAAAUAAAAAGAAAGGAUAGAAAAAAUAGAAAAGGAGUAGAAAAAGCUGGUCUGAACACCACGUAUGUGUCUUGACUCAUUGGUGUCAAAUGUGUUUCCCAGCAAUGAAUAUGUUUCAGUGGUGUCUGUUUCUCACAAGUGUGAAAAAGUGUUCUAUGACACUUAUUUUGUAAAAAUAAAAAUAAUCGCCUUACUCCACUUGUCACGCUCUGUGUGAAAUGUUGGCUUUCUCCUGUCACUCCCAAAUUCUAAUGGCAGAAGCUUUUAAUUUCACCAGAGGUGCGGAUGCUGUUUCUGAAACACUCUGCAGUUCUUCAAAAAGAAAUUAUUCUAGCUUAUUCUCUUUUAAAAAUUUUUUUUUACAUUGUUGCUGUUGAAAGUCUUUGAUAGUGUAUUAGUAUCUGUAUUAGCCAUUUGAUGUUACAGGGUGUAGUGCUGUUUCUUUCAGCAAAGGAGUUAAUUGGAUGUUUGCUAGUGAUAAAGUUAUAUGUGUAUUUAGGAACCUGAGCGUAUUUCAAAUGGAAAUUGCCAGCUCCUGCCAGUUCAUGCUUUAUGUAUAUCUACAGAGGUACAGAAGGGCCAAAAUUGUGCAGAAACUUGGGUUCAGAGACUGACCUGCUGUUUUAAGGUGUUCUUGGUGGACAGUCAGAAGAGACGCUAACGACAGACUUUGUCUGUGCCUAAACCCACUUCAGAUGGGAUAACUUGGAAGGAAUGAAAAGGGAAGUUGCUCAGGACCUGGCUUUCCUGUAACAGCAAAGUUCAGCAGUUUGGAAAGGGACAAAUUAAUGACCUCUUUUAGAUGAGUGAGGAAAAAAGCAACAGAUUCAUGCUGUUUCACUAUUUUGGCCAAAAUACAGAGCUAAAUUACUUUUGUUUCAUGUGUAUAUGGCUAAUGAUUCUGUCCUACAAUUCAUGCAUUUUCCUGUGUGUUUCUGUCUAAAACCAGACUGCUGAGGCUGAAGAAUGGCACUUAGCUAUAUGUACUGAGAUGCUGAGAACCCGACUUAAUUUCCAUUUGCUUAUGUUUAGGAAAAGAAAAAUGCGAACCCCUUUAUCAAUGAAAACUGAGGUUCUUCCUCCUGCACCAAGCCAUUAAUGUUGAAAAUUUCACCCAGGCAGAUGAGGUAGAUGUUAAGCUUCUGUGAGGUGCCUUUUUACCAUGACCACCUUGUACCUUUUUUCUAAUGAUCUUGGUUUUCAGAAUUCCUGCAACUCAGAGGUCAGCAGUUGUUUAUCCGUCUAAUAGCACAUGCUGCCAUCAAAACUUCCUGUAAGCUUUCCAAGUCUGACUUCAUGUUUGUUGACAGCAGUAGAGUUGGCUCUUGAGUUGCAGUGGAACAGCACCCAAACCCUCUGUUUCAGUAUCGAGUGAAAAACAUGCUUUAUGGCAUCCAUUAUUUUGUUUGGUCUGCAGCCACAAAGUCAGAAAACAUGCAUGGCUACUGCUGAGCACCAGUGGAGUAAUUUUAACUUUCAGAGUUAGAUGUGUUGUCUCAGCUGCAUGACAGUGGUGGGGAAGAAGGGGGCCAGUUAGAGUUUUUAGAAAACCACAUGACAAAUAACUUAGAGCAGCUUUCAACUUAAAAAUUAGAAUUGUAGAAAAGCAAUGGAUUGUGGCGCCCCCUGCUUACAAAAAUGAUCUCUGCUUGUUUAUCAGCAUAAGCCAUACUUGCAUAUGCAUUUUAUGUACAGCUGCACCAUUUGCGCAUGAUUACAUAUUCUUGCAAAAGCAACAAAGUGUUUGUAGCUUUGGUGCUCAGUAGGGUAGCAUUUGGGCCUGCUGAAAGACACCUUUCUUCACUGAUUAAUGGAAUCUCCACUGCUAACCCUGAGUCUUUUCAUUCAUGGAACUGCCUUCCCCUUCUGUGACUGUGGAAACAGCCUCUGAUGUAAGAGUGUUUUGAAGGGACAAGUUUACUUUUUUAGUUUUCAUAAUAAGCCUAGUGGGAAGGCUCUUGAGCACCUAAGAUCAACUUUUUUUAAUCCAGACCAAAAAGGACUGUGGCAGGACUUCAGGUACUAACUAGCAAUGCUUGAGACAGUGUUGUCUUUGGUCAGUCUCUUUGGGUUUGUAGCAUAUCAUUUUAAAUAGUAAUUUUAAACACUUUUGGCUUGAGAAAGAUGACGUAUUCUGUAAGGUUUUAAGAAUAGUCUGGAUGCCUUGCCCUGUUCUGUGGUCAUUUAUGUCAGAAACGAUGCCAUUGGAUAUCCUGUUUCCAGUCCAAAAAACUUCAGUAUUCGUGAUAAUCUGAAUGAAGGUGGAACCAUUUCUAAAGACUCACUGUUGAAAGAGCCCUGAUUUUUUUUCUGUUUGGGAGGAGGAGCAGCAUAAAAGGUUGGCUCUUUGAGAACCUUUAAAUGGUAAGCUCUGUUACAAAGGCACAGAUAUGUUUUAUAUUUUCUCUUGGUAUUGUGUUUGCAGCUCUCAGCCUGGAACGUAUCCGGUGGUGCACUGUCUCUGAGCAAGAAUUUGCCAAGUGUAAUGACAUGAGUAAGGCCUUUGGUAGGGCCGGCAUCCUUCCCCCUCUGGAAUGUACGGAGGGGGCAUCAGCUGCUAACUGUACGCAGAUGAUCAAGGAUAAUUUGGCAGAUGCAGUGACACUGGAUGGCCAUUCGAUUUACCAGGCUGGAAAAGAGCAUGGUCUGAAACCUGUGGUUGGGGAAGUAUAUGAUCAAGAGAUUGGAACUUCCUAUUAUGCCGUGGCUGUGGUAAGAAAGAGCUCCAACAUCACCAUCAACAGCUUGAAGGGUGUCAGUUCAUGUCACACAGGCAUCAACAGAACUGCAGGUUGGGAUGUGCCAGUGGGCUAUCUAAUUGACAGCGGGCGCCUGGCAGCGAUGGGGUGUGACCUUCCGAAAGCUGUAAGUGACUAUUUCAAUGCAAGCUGUGUUCCUGGGGCAAAUGGUGCAAACUAUCCCAAAUCCCUCUGUCAUCUCUGCAAAGGGGAUUCGGCUGGGCAGAACAAAUGCAAACGAAGUUCUCAAGAGCGAUACUAUGACUACAGUGGGGCUUUCAGGUGUUUGGCUGAAGGUGCUGGAGAGGUUGCUUUUGUGAAGCACAGCACAGUGCCUGAAAAUACAGAUGGUAAAAGUUCUUCUUCAUGGGCCCAGCGGCUUCGCUCCCGAGACUUCCAGCUUCUGUGCCGCAACGGCAACACAGCGGAUGUGACAGAGUGGAGAACCUGCCACCUGGCCCGAGUCCCAGCUCGUGCCGUGGUUGCGCGGCCUGACACCGAUGGGACAGUUGUCUUCCAGCUGCUGAACCAGGGACAACAAAGAUUUAAUGGGGUCGGCACCAAGUUUCAGAUGUUUGACUCGGCAGCCUACGGUGCCCAGAAUCUUCUGUUCAGAGACUCCACCACAGAGCUCGUUGCAAUCACAGCUCAGAAUUACCAGGCAUGGCUGGGUGAUGAGUAUCUUCAUGCCAUGCAAGCCCUGAGCUGCAACCCCAACACAUUGCCAGAAAGCCUGAAUUGGUGUGUUAUAUCCACUGAGGAGAUUUGGAAAUGUGGUGAAAUGGCCGUUGCCUUUAAGAAAAAGAAUUUGAAACCAGCAAUUCAGUGUACUUCAGCCAAGACAAAGGAGCAGUGCAUGGAGCUGAUCCAGAAAAAGGAAAGUGAUGCUGUAGUUCUGGGUGGAGCUGAUAUUUACACAGCUGGGAAGACAUACGGCCUUGUACCAGCUGCUGGAGAAAGUUACUCUGCGGAUGACAACAGCAGUGCAUACUAUGCUGUGGCACUGGUGAAACGAAGUCCGUCCAAUGCCUUCACCAUCAGUGACCUGAAAGGGAAGAAGUCCUGCCACACAGGACUGGGGAGAACUGCUGGAUGGAAUAUCCCCAUUGGUGUGCUAAUAAAGAGGGGUAUUAUCAAGGCCAGAGACUGUAAUAUUCCUCAAGCUGUGAGUGAGUUUUUCUCUGCCAGCUGUGUGCCUGCAGCUAAACAGGACAAUUACCCAUCAAAACUCUGUCAGCUGUGUAUUGGAGAUGAUCAUGGAAACAAUAAAUGCAGUGCAAGUAGCCAAGAACGUUAUUACAGCUACAGUGGAGCCUUCAGGUGCCUGGCACAGGACUCUGGGGAUGUGGCCUUUGUCAAGCACUCGACAGUGUUUGAGAACACAGAUGGUAAAAAUACUGAUAGUUGGGCCCAAAACUUGAAGUCCAGUGAUUUCCAGUUACUGUGUCCAAAUGGUGCCCGUGCAGAAGUCACCCAGUUUGCUGAAUGUCACCUGGCUCAGGUGCCAGCUCAGGCCAUUAUGGUUCACCCGGAUACCAGCGUUUUCGCUCUGUACGGACUGCUGGACAAAGCCCAGGAUUACUUUGGAAAUAGCAGCAAUGGAAAUGGAUUCAAAAUGUUUGAUUCUUCAACUUUUCAAGGAAAAAACUUGAUCUUUAAAGAUUCUGCUGUUGAGAUUGUGCCAGUAGAAGAGAGGAGGACAUAUGCAGAAUGGCUGGGGAGUGAAUAUAUUGAGUCCCUUGAAGGGCUGCAAACACCACAGUGUUCUGGGGCAGGCAAUAAGAUAAGACAAUACCUACUCAUGACUACUGUCGUUCCCCUUCUUAUUUUAUGUCAGAUACAAGGUUUGGACUAGCAUGGUCCAAAUGCCAACUUCCAGGUCACCUCUGCCCUACCACACCUUUUCUUCAGAUAAGCUGCUGUUUGGAUAACCUGUUGUGCUAACAUUGGAAUGCCUCUUCCUGCCUCUUUGCAGGGCAAGUGCUAACAGCACCUGCUCAUCGGGGGAGUGGGGUAGGGCUGGAAGCAGCCCCUGUCCUCAAGGAUGGGGUGGAAUUUGGGGCAGAAGCCAGCAAUACAGUGUCAGCAUGGUUUACAAGAUCAGUCCAGAACUGGAGUAUCUUUGUCAUCUUGCUGAUGUUGAACCAUCAUGGGUGGGAGGAUUCCCAGGUACUGUUAGAUACUGGGUUUCUGACCUGUAGAAGAAUUUCUGUGUCUUGGAAGACAGUAUCAAAAACUGUGUCUAGUGAAUCCUCUCUGGCCUCCUGGCUGGUUACAUUCAGACUCCUACAUCCCUGCUUACCCCAUCCUACCCUUGUUGGGAGCACGCUUCUCCUGAGCUCUGCUGCCAGAAGAGGUGAGUGCACAGAGGGUGGAUAGAGACACGACCUGCAGUCCAGAAUACAGCUUCUGUCAUGGGCAAGGUCCUCCACCUUCCAGUAGAAGAAACUAAGGGCAAUCUCUAAAGUCAUUGGACAAAGAAGGUGGCCAGAGGGACUUGGAGGGGAAAAGAACGAAGCCAGAUGUGUGCGUCCACUGAGCUUGUUGACUUUCCACAACCAGUGCUCUCACUGCUUGAGAGAGAUGCCAUCUGCCCUGUGAUUUUUAAUUUGAUGCAAUCUCCAUCAAGAAACUUGUGGCUGUCCUCCUUCCACAUGGGGUUAUCUUGAAUGCCUGUGCAUGAAACUUGUAUUUGCUGUUAGUGAAACAAAGUAGUUCACUUCUGAUUAACAGUUUCUCUAUCUAUUGGCUUGUAGCAUUUGGGUUUUAUUUUUACCCAUAUAGCUGCAAUAACAACAACUGUUGCUGUGCUGCUGGCAGGCAGCGUCCUCCUGACUGCAGCUACUGCCUCAUGAUCCUGGGAUGAAAAGGCAUUCGGUCUAA
Molecule: messenger RNA, 8636 nt
Organism: Athene cunicularia (burrowing owl)
Lineage: Eukaryota; Metazoa; Chordata; Aves; Strigiformes; Strigidae
Product: melanotransferrin-like
Exons: 14
Coding region: 5377-7608 (743 amino acids)
Biological process (GO): iron ion transport
Cellular component (GO): plasma membrane; recycling endosome; early endosome
Source: RefSeq, a predicted model, not a curated record